Messenger RNA from Pelodiscus sinensis (Chinese soft-shelled turtle), 797 nucleotides. The record is from RefSeq and is a predicted model, not a curated record. NCBI's taxonomy places the organism in Eukaryota, Metazoa, Chordata, Testudines, Trionychidae.
UCAGUUCCACUCCAACUCUGAGCAGCUCCCAGUACCAUACAGGCAGAAAGCACUCUAGCUAUUUCAGACACAUUUAAAGGAUCACAGUCAAGAUCUCAGCUCACUGAAGAAGGUGUCUCUUUCAGCAUCGAAAAGAAGUGUAUAUACUCACUUGACGGUUUGGAACUUUUAUUAUAUAAAUAAAUAAGGAUAAGGCACUCUCCUGAGAAUGUCAAAACAGCCAGUUUCAAAUGUCAGAUCCAUUCAGGCUAAUAUCAACAUCCCAAUGGGCGCAUUUCGACCUGGAGCAGGGCAUCCUCCCAAAGGAAAAGAAUUUACACCUGAAGUGGAAGAGAGUGUUUCUGCUUCUACGGAGGAAGAGAAGGAAAAGAAGCAGCUCCCAGGAGCCAAGAAACUUCCAGGCCCUGCUGUAAACUUAUCAGAGAUCCAGAAUAUAAAGAGUGAGCUAAAAUUUGUCCGCAGAGCUGACCAGUAGGAGGACAGAAUAGGUCUGAAAAGACAAAGAGAAUGAACUACGGGUUGAGAGUAUUGAAAUAUUUUAUAUAUUUGUAUGAAGAUUAUGAACUUGCUAAAUAUAAGAUACUUCAUAAGAAAUGUCCUCUUUGUACGUUUAUAUCCCUUUCUUGUUGCCUAUUUUGCAUAUUAUAAAAAGUACUGGUGGCAUAACCCAGUACAAAGCAAGAAGUGGUGAACCUGUACAUAUUCAGGAAUAAGUUUGAUCUUAAGAGGAGAGAAUUAUGUAACUCAUGGUUUGAGUAAAUAAAUAAAUAAACCAACCAUUUUUCCAGGGGGGGAAA